UUUUGGUUCUAAUUUCAAUUGUUGAAUCGCAUCGGUCUCUUCUGCAGUUGAACCAUGGCGCGAGGAACUUCCCAGUCUCAAACCGCCUCCUCCUCUACCUCCCGUCCCGGGGUCAUGGCUCCCCGAGGUUCUGCUGCCGCCACGGCUGGCUUGCGUCGCCGCCGUCUUGGAUCCUCUGCUUCCGGUUCUGCAUCCGGUGCUGCUGCCGGACUCGGAGGAGGCAGCAGCAAUAUGCUCCGAUUCUACACGGAUGAUGCUCCAGGCCUCAAGAUCUCCCCCACCGUCGUCCUCGUGAUGAGCCUCUGCUUCAUCGGUUUUGUCACCGCUCUUCAUGUGUUUGGCAAGCUUUAUCGCAGCAAGGUAGCUCCCGAUGCCUAAACUGAAUGAUCCGAAUCAAUCCCUAACCCGAGUCCGAAUUGGAAGAGGUGCCUGUUGUUGCUGAUCUUUGUCUGGUAACUAAAUGCUUUUUCCCACUUUAUCCACUCCCUUGUGUUGCUCUGUAAAUGAUGGGAGGGUUGUAUCGAGUAGGAGUUUUGUUGUUGAAUCAAGUUUGCAAUUGUUGGACGCUAUUGCUUUAUGGAAGUUAACAAGUGGGUUUUGGGUGUUC
This is a messenger RNA of Manihot esculenta (cassava), 607 nucleotides long. RefSeq names its product protein transport protein Sec61 subunit beta. The record is from RefSeq and is a predicted model, not a curated record. Bases 55 to 378 code for a protein of 107 amino acids. Gene Ontology annotation, cellular component: Sec61 translocon complex. The transcript has a single exon. Gene Ontology annotation, biological process: intracellular protein transport. NCBI's taxonomy places the organism in Eukaryota, Viridiplantae, Streptophyta, Magnoliopsida, Malpighiales, Euphorbiaceae.